Messenger RNA from Juglans regia (Persian walnut), 468 nucleotides. Its product is annotated as polcalcin Aln g 4-like. Gene Ontology annotation, molecular function: calcium ion binding; enzyme regulator activity. The transcript has a single exon. The record is from RefSeq and is a predicted model, not a curated record. NCBI's taxonomy places the organism in Eukaryota, Viridiplantae, Streptophyta, Magnoliopsida, Fagales, Juglandaceae. The coding region runs from base 69 to 362 and encodes 97 amino acids.
CUCUUGGUUCUCUCAUUCGUGGUAAACACAAGGAAUUCAGUGUCACUGUAACAACGGCAACAAAAACAAUGGCUGAUGCUGAUGAACCACAGGAUCAGACAGAACAGGAUCAGGCAGAACAGGAUCAGGCAGAACGCGAGCGCAUUUUCAAGUGCUUUGAUGCCAAUGGUGAUGGCAAAAUCUCUUCGUCAGAGCUUGGGGAUGCCCUACAAACACUUGGCCGUGUGACGGCCGAUGAGGUGAAACAUAUGAUGGAUGAGAUUGAUACUGAUGGUGAUGGAUUCAUUUCAUUCCAAGAGUUCAUAGCAUUUGCCGUUGCUAAUCGUGGUUUAAUGAAAGAUGUUGCUAAAAUAUUUUACUGACGGUGAUGGAUUCAUUUCAUUCCAAGAGUUCAUAUAUAGCAUUUGCCGUUGCUAAUCGUGGUUUAAUGAAAGAUGUUGCUAAAAUAUUUUAAUGUUCCUGGCCUUA